This is a messenger RNA of Cannabis sativa, 1498 nucleotides long. Its product is annotated as branched-chain amino acid aminotransferase 2, chloroplastic. Gene Ontology annotation, molecular function: branched-chain-amino-acid:2-oxoglutarate transaminase activity. Gene Ontology annotation, biological process: branched-chain amino acid metabolic process. The record is from RefSeq and is a predicted model, not a curated record. Lineage: Eukaryota; Viridiplantae; Streptophyta; Magnoliopsida; Rosales; Cannabaceae. Bases 197 to 1291 code for a protein of 364 amino acids. The transcript has 9 exons.
UUAAAGUAUAGGAAUAUGUUCCUAUUUGAUUAUAAUAUUUAUUACUUUACUCAUUUGAAGUGUGUAUAAAUACAUGUUCGAAUUUGGAAGACAACGAACAGCUUAAUUGGAAUAUAUAUUUCUUUUCUUCACUAUACUGUUAUAUCGUCCUUAAUUACUCAUUGCCAUUAAUAGUAUUAUAUUGUUAUUACUAUUUAUGGCUCGUCCUUCUAAUUUGCCAACAAUCUUGUUACCUAUUACUAUGAACAGGAAUAAUAAUAAUGGUGAAGAGGAAUAUGCGAAGGUGAAUUGGGAUGAGCUUGGUUUUAGUUUAACUCCAACAGAUUUCAUGUACGUGAUGAAGUGCUCCUCCAAGGAAGGGGAUGAGUUUGUGGAUGGACAACUUACGCCCUAUGGAAAUAUUCACUUGAGCCCUGCAGCAGGAGUCUUGAACUACGGACAGGGAUUAUUCGAAGGUUUGAAGGCAUACAGAAGAGAAGAUGGUGGUAUUCAGGUAUUUAGGGCAGAGCAGAAUGCGUUGCGCAUGAAGUUGGGCGCAGAAAGACUCUGCAUGCCUUCUCCAUCCAUUCACCAAUUCCUUCACGCACUCAAACUCACUGUCCUCGCCAACAACCGUUGGGUUCCACCUCCAGGGAAAGGAGCACUCUAUCUAAGGCCUAUGCUAAUGGGAAGUGGAGCUGUACUAGGCCUAGCACCAGCACCCGAAUAUACUUUCUUAAUAUAUGCUUCUCCUGUUGGGAAUUAUCACAAGGGUAGAACAGCCAUGAACAUAUAUGUGGAGGACAAGCUUCAUCGAGCCAUUCCUGGAGGAACAGGAGGUGUUAAGUCCAUCACCAACUACUCCCCUGUUUUCCGAGCACAAAAGGAAGCAAAGGCUAAAGGAUUUACAGACGUACUAUUCCUGGAUUCUGUGCAUGGAAAAUAUGUAGAGGAGGUUGCUGCUUGCAAUAUCUUCAUUGUCAAGGAUAAUGUAGUUUCAACCCCAGCAAUCAUAGAUGGAACGAUUCUGCCUGGUGUUACACGUAAGAGCAUCAUUGAGCUUGCCACUAAUUUUGGCUACCAGGUGGAGGAACGUCUAGUACCAGUAGAGGACUUGCUUAAUGCGGAUGAAGCAUUUUGCACAGGAACUGCUGUAACUGUCAACCCUAUCGGUACUCUAACAUAUCAGGGUCAAAGGGUUGAAUACAGAACAGGAAAGGGAGCAUUAUGUCAUAAACUGUAUGAAAGGCUUGCAGGAAUUCAAACUGGUUUUGUUGAAGACAAUAUGGGAUGGACCCUCAAGCUCAACUGAAAUAAUAAAAGAAUAUUGGAGAUAAUGUGCUAGAUAUUUCAAUUUUAGUUUAAGCUUAAAUAAAAAUAAAUAAAUGAAUCAUUGUGCUAUAUAUAUAUAUCGAACUAAUAAUUAGUAAGUUUCGAUAGCUUGUAACAGUGAAAGAAUAAGCAAAGGGUAUUACCUACGCUAAUACCUAACUAAAUUAUUACGUUUAUGAGUCUCUCU